GUCACGUGAUCAAAACAAGAACGGCAAGAAAUUGACAUUUGAAAGAGGAAGUGAAAUUUUUGUUAAAAUAUUAUAUUAUUGAGAUGUAACAUGUAAUUACAACUAUGGAUAAUACCAUUUGGAAACCAUCUAAAAAGAAAUAUGGUGUUGCCAUAUGUAACUAUAGAGGGUCAGGGGAGACAACUCUGUCAUUAUGUGUGGGAGAGCCUGUGCACAUCUUUGAAGAAUAUGGCUCAGGAUCAACAGCUUGGUAUAGAGGCGUAUCCCUGAAGAAUAAGGAUAAAAUGGGUGUGUUUCCAGCAUGUCUUAUCCACAUCAAGCCAUGUGACUUUCAAAAUGAAGGACUGUAUGAGACUAUCACACCAAAGGAAGACAUAAUGGCCAGGGAAGUAGGAUAUGUUUUACAUGAGUGGAAUGUCAUUUGGAAAGAUCUGUAUGUGAAAAACACUGCAUUGUUUGAAAAGAUCAUGACAAGUAUGGAGGAAUUAAUUCAACUACGGGCACAACUGGUGGAUAAAAAUCUCACAGAGGAAGAUGCUAGAGAUGUGAAAAAUGAUAUAGUCAGUGUUAUAGACUGGGGAAAUGGUCAGCUGGAUCUGGACCUUGUGCCAAGAAUAGAUGGUGAACAGGUUGAUGCUGAUGCUUGCAGUCUCACUCAGUUAUACAGGGUACAUGUGAACAGUGCAAAGAUUGCUCUUGCAGAUAAGCCACAAAGAAAGCGGCGAAAAACGAUGCGAUCAUUAAAAGGUGAGGUAGCAAUGGAAGCUGGUCUCACUACACAUCAUUUACUCGUUAGUUUCAAAAAUUUUGGGUGCCAUGUUGGUGACAAAACAGAAACUCUUCUUUCACUUCAUCAAUACAAAGACAACAAACUGACCUGCCUCACGGAGAAGUUUUUAGUACGUCACACUGUGAAAAUGGUUCCAGAGGACAUGGAUAAGCUGUAUAGCUAUUAUGGUCUCUUCACAGAUCUGAGCACUGAAGAAAUAGAGAAAGAUCUUUACCUUGUGGCACAUAUAUAUAGGAUAGGCAGUAUGAAGCAGGACCAUUUAAAGAAGACACCGAAGGUUACCUUCAAACGACCAUGGGGUGUUGGAGUUCUACUGAUCGACAAAAGUAAAUUGACUGCUCUGAGUUUGGCUCGAUUACCCGCAAAUUUUAAAGACUACGAAUACCAGAUGAAAGUUAAUGACUGCCAUGAUAAUGAGGACCAGUUUUCACCAUUUCAUAAAGAAAUCAUCAAGAAACUAACACAGACAGCAGGAAAUCAACUCGACAACAAGGGCAAACAAGGUCCUAUGUUGACAGUGUCCCUUCAAAUACUGCAUGGUGAUUUAUCAACAGUGAAGAAAGAGGACCCAAUGUUGUUCAGUAAAGGUGUGGCUCAGAUACAGAAACUUGGCUUCACCGAGGAUCUCUCACCAGUUACAUUUCGGGAGCAUCAGCUGCAUGGUGAAGUUCGCAAUGACCUGUAUGUUACCUUGAAAAGUGCAGAGUUGGAUAGAGGAAGUAAAAAGUCUCAGAAAAAUGUAGAAGUCAAGGUCACAGUUCUCAAUGAGGCUGGAAAAUUGAUAGAGAACUGUAUAACAUAUGGUUGUGGAGAACCUCCGGCAUCAGAAUAUCACUCUUCAGUACAUUACCAUAACAACAAACCAGACUGGAAUGAAACCAUCAGGAUCUCGGUUCCAAUAGAUAUCUUCCCAGGAUCUCAUCUCUGUUUUGAACUCUUCCAUUGUUCAGUAUCAAACAGCAACAAAGAAAACAGAUAUCCAUAUGGUUUUGCAUUUGUACGAGUGACAAAUGGCUUCCAAUAUAAAUCAAGAUAUUUCAGACAUGUGUGUAUAAAUAUACUAUUUAUGUAUCUAUUACAGUGUGAUGAGAAGCACCCUGUGAACAAGCAGCAGUAUUUUCAGUUACCAUUCCUACUGGAUGAUCUCAAUGACCCUCAUAAGAUACCGCACAUUCCAAACAAGCUCAUGUUCAAGGCCAAUGAGCGUGAAUCUCUCUCCAUUUCAACCCUAUUGUGUUCAGGAAAGUUCACACAGAAUGGUGAUUUGCUCGGAAUACUGAAUUGGAAAGGACCACAGUUCACGGGCAAACUUGGGGAAAAUCUUGACAAAUUGUUGAAGAUGCAGGGAGAUGAAAUUGUCAAAUUUCUACAUGACAUAAUGGAUGCACUCUUUGACAUGUUGAUGGAAGAUACAAGGACAAAAAAUUACUCCAGUAAAAUAUUCCAAUGCAUGGUGAACAUUUUCACAUUGAUACACCAUGUCAGGUUUGAAACUUUUAAACCUGUGCUUGAGAACUACAUAGCUGACACCUUCUCAGCAACUCUUGUACAUAAGCCCCUCUGUGACUGUUUUGCCGACCUGAUUGAUUCUGCAUGUAAAGAUGUACGGAAAACAAACUUGCAACUUAUACAGAGCUUCCAGGUGAUGGAUUAUAUCUUCCGAUUUGUUGUACAGUCACGUCUGCUGCAGAGAAAAGAUGUAUAUAGCCGAGGUUCAGGUGAUGCUGCAGAAUUCAGGGACAAUAUACACAAAGUGUUCGUCAGUAUGGGAACGUUACUGUCUUCCACAUCAGACAACCUAAAAGCUUACCAGGUUGAAUUGCUACAUCAUCUACACCUAGUUUAUGCUCCUCUUAUGGAGAUACUGUCAGACAAAGAUAUGGCAGAAUUUCUACAGCUAACUCUAGAACACAUGCCAGAUGUAUCCAAACUUCCUGAAGACAUCACCAGAGUUAAAAUAGAACUGCUGCAGAAAACUAUAGAAACCAAACUCUUCUGUUCUGAUGCAUCGAGGUGUAUGUUGCUGCCGUUCUGUCUAGAGGAAAUAAAGAAGUGUUUUGAGCAGAAGAUACUGAUGAGAGUGGCGACAGAACUUUUGUCAGAUGUCAUGGACUGUGUCUUCAAAAUGAAACAGGCUUACGAAAACACACGCUUGGUUGAUGUAGGGACUGUAAGCAUCAAGGAAGACAUACAACAUAUCAUACAGGCAAUAUUUGAUGUUGUCAUGGAAACAAUACUUUACCUUAGAGAUACAUUUUCUACAAGGGAAUUAUACAGUGAGGAAGGGGAAGAAUGUAAUUACAGACGAUCAGUAAAAAGACCUCGUAAAGCACCAGCCAGGAGCAAAACACACACUGGAUUUACCAUGAAAAAUGAGGCUGGUCUGAACCGGAAACUGUGUCAGGGUCUCGAGACUUUGAUGUUACCUGUGGUCACUGUCAAUGAAGGGAAUGAAAAAUCUUCAAGAUCAGUAUCACCUCGGCGUAAGAUCUCGGAGUCCAGUACGAAUAGGAGUACAGUAUCAUUGCUAGAAUGGAUGAAAACAAGAGGAAAUGUGAAGGAACCAGAUUCCGAUGCUACAGAAGAGAAACCUGCAACACGUUUAUCCUAUGAUGGAUCAUUAGAGAAACGAGAAAACCGGAAUUCCGAUGUUGUUGACAUUACGAUUACCCCGGAGAAGCCGAUGGAAUGUGGGUCUAUGAUAGCAUGUUUGAUGGAGAUGCUACGCCUCAUGGAGGAGGAACAUUACGAAGCUUUGCUUCAUGUAUAUCAUCGCGGACCUGAACUACGUCAAUUCCUUAUGAACAUUAUAGAUGUGUUUCAAGUGUUAGUCGACCCAAAAGUGUUCUCUCCAGAUUGGACCGUCAUGAGAAUGGCCACAAAUUAUGUUGUGUUCACAUCAAUGGAGUAUUUUUCUGAAGCACUGAAGAAUAACUUUAUUGCAGGAGACAAAUUUGAUGCAAAGGUAUGGAUGAGUUAUUUCCAGCUUGCAGUGUCAUUUAUUACACAGCCUAGUCUUCAGCUUGACAGAUACUCCGAGGUGAAAGCUCAGAAAGUCCGAGAUAGGUACGAGGACAUGAGAGUGUUGAUGGGCAUUCAGGUGGAGACAUUGUGGCAUGCACUUGGGGUACACAAGAAAGACUUCAUACCUAGUAUGAUAGGGCCAUUCUUGGAGCUCACGCUGGUUCCUGAGGUGGAUGUCCGCAAAGUCACCCUGCCAGUUAUAUUUGACAUGAUUGAAUGGGAACAGAGACAGAAUGGAAACUUCAAACAGGUUGAAGCAGAGCUUAUAGAGAGAUUAGACUAUUUCCUCACUCAGAAACAUACAGGAGACACCCAGUACAAAAACCUCUUCAAGGAGAUAUUGUUGGAACGUGUGCAGUCGGAGCCAACGUUACAUGAGAAUGGGACACAGUUUGUCAUCUCCGUGACACACCUGCUGGAGAGGCUCCUAGAUUACAGGCAAGUUGUGGAUGGAGAUGAAAAUAGGGACAAGCGUAUGCACUGUACAUUUAAUAUACUUAAUUUCUACAAAGAUGAGAUCAAUAGAGAAGAGAUGUACAUCAGAUAUGUCAACAAACUGCACGAGCUGCACAUGGUUGCUGGCAACCAUGCCGAGGCUGGGCUCACGCUGCAGUUAUAUGCAAAAAUCCUCAACUGGAGUGACAGCUAUCUUCCCGAGGAGAUGAAAUAUAAACAGGAACGGGAACGAGAUAGGAAGGAAAUGCUGUAUACACAAAUUAUAAAUUGCUUUGAUAAAGGAAAAGUAUGGGAAUACGCUCUGCCACUGUGUAAGGAUCUGGCCGAGUACUACGAGAGGAACCUUGACUACAAAAAACUCGGUGAUAUACUGAAACAGCAGGCGUCAUUUUACCAGAAGAUUUUAGAGGGGGUACCAGGGGAGGAGCAAGGGGAACCAGACACUUUCUACCCCAGACAGGACCCCUCUUACUAUAGAGUGUCUUAUUAUGGUCAGAGCUUUCCAGCAUUUGUUAGAAAUAAACAGUUCAUAUAUCGUGGGGAUGAGUGUCUGAAAUUGGCCACCAUUAUGAAUCACCUUACAGCCGAGUUCCCUACAGCUCAGAUCAUGUCAAAGAAUGACCCUCCAAGUGAUGACAUCAUCAAUGGAGAACAACAGUAUAUACAGAUUUGUUCUGUUAAGCCUAUACCUGCAGAUAGGCCGGAGUUUCAUGGUAGAGAGGUUCCACCAGAGAUACGCAACUUUUACAAUUACAAUGAGGUAAAUACAUUCCAGUACGACAGACCAUACCACAGAGGCACUAAAGAUCCAAAUAAUGAAUGCAAGACAUUGUGUAUUGAGCGUUCAAAGAUGAAGACAACCUAUAAGUUCCCAGGUAUUUUACGAUGGUACGAGGUUACCAGUAUUGAGAUGGAGAUGCUGUGCCCAAUACGUGUGGCGAUUGACCAGUUGAAACAGAACAACAGUGAACUGCAGAUCCUGAUCACACGAUGUCAACUUAAUCCAAAACUGUUCUUCUCACAGCUAGAGAUGAAAUUGAAUGGCAACAUUGCCGCUUCAGUACAGGGAGGCAUUGCCAAAUAUCAUGAGGCAUUUUUUACAAAAGAGUUUGAGACAAACCAUGCAGAUGAGGCAAUAUUUCUAGAUCAGAUGAAGUACCUGCUUCAUGAACAGGUGAAAAUGUUACAGACUGGGAUGCAGAUACAUGGAAGACUAGUACCAGACCAGCUGAGACCAUUACAUGACAACCUUGAAAUAGAAUUCAGAAAGAUGAAAAGGGCUGUAAAUGAACAUGGUUCUCCAUACAAUUCUCAAGUAAGCUUGAAAAGUAUGGGAUCUGAAAGGCCGGGGACUCCAGGUUCCACUAGUAGCAGUGGACGGUCAUCAACUUACUCUCACGAUGAGGAGACAUCGGGUGUCAUACAUCCAGAGACAGUGAGUUAUGAGAUAUAUUCAAGGCCAAAUAGUCAAGGUCAGGACUUGCCAUUUAACCUAGCUGCUCAGAAUAAAUCUCGACGGAGUUACGUGCCCUUCCCAGAAGAGGGGAGCAGCAGUAUUCCCCCACCCAUUCCCUCCAGACCUCACUCUAUGCUACUGUCCACUCAUGGAUUCUCACAGAUGUCUCCAGGUCUAAAAGGCAGUAAAGCCACGACUGGGAGUGACCCUCUCUUAGCAGCAAGUUCAGCAGGUUCUCCACAGUCAGCUAGGUCACCAGGUAAUAUGCCACGUGGAGUGCGAGUGAACAGACGUGAAACAAUAUCUACAGUCGGACCACCACCGCAGCUUCCACAGAGGCGGAGACCUUCUGAAGUUCCACAUCCAUCAGAAUCAGACAUGCACUACCGCACAGACCACGUCUCACCACUUAAUUCUCCAUCAAUACCUACAUUCAGCUUAUCGAACGGAGCACCACCUGAGUUACCACAAAAAUUACGGGAUACUAAUAAAAAGAACAUCCUGAAUGAAAGUCAUCCAGGAACUCCGAAACAGUCAUCUCCUAGCAGCCAUAGAACAGAUGGCCCAGUCCCACCACUGCCACCUCGGAAGGGUUCAGACUUUGGACUUCCUGUAAACCAUGCAAGGAGUGACUCCGAGAACCAUAUCAGACCUUCAAGGUUGUCUGUGAAAGGUGUAGCGGCUGAAUUCAAUGCUUCCCAGAGUUCCCCUACAACAUCACAUAAACCAGUCGCCACAGGAGAAAGUGGUCCACCACCAAUACCAAAACGGACGGACAGAAAAUCCCCAUUAUCCAGUCCAAAAACACUUGAGUUUAAAGACGAGCAUUCUACAAACUUUUGACUGAAUUGAUAUAACCAAGUGGAUAUAACUGUGUAUAUAUUGCAAAUUUGCAGAGGUCAAAGAAAUUGUGUUCUGCUUGUCUUCUGUUUAUUAUUUCCAAAGCUAGAUUUUAUCUUAACUGUAAAUUAUUUUCUUAUGAUAUAUAUAUAUAGUGUGAGAGGAAAAUAUAUUAUGUAGUACAAUAACAAGAGGGUUUUUAAUACUUUUUGAGAAGAUCUUUGUUUUGCUAUGUUGUUUGGUUAGGGGGAUAGGUAAAUCAUUUUAAAUGUUGAUAAAAAUUGUAAAUAAUUACUUUUGUUCAGGAUUUUAGACAAUAAGUGGCCAAGAAUUAUACAAUUUUAGAUUGUCUACUGUAAUAUAUUAAUGUUAGUUAUUUUUUAUAUUUAUUUAAGUCUGACCUGAUAUAUGUAAAUAAUUGAUCAUAUAAAUUGUAUGUAAAUAUAGAUAAAGAAAGUGUUAUUAAUAUUUUAAUGUGCUUAUAAUGACUGUAUGAAUUUGUUUACUCUCUGAAUAUGUGCUUCAUUGCUUUGUGAAAUGAAUUUGUUAGGCCAAGCACAGAAUUUACAUUGUCAACCCCUCGAAAGCUAAGCAAUGAACACAAUGAUAAAGAUAGGGCAGAGUAAUUUAGCUUUAUAGAUUGAUUAUUUAGAGACUACGGAGGUCUAUCACACUCGCCCUAGUAUUGCCAUCACCAUUGCAUUUAGGUUGGAUUUUGUAGUUGGUUUGCUUUUGGGCUCCCUUUCUGUAUUUCACUGAUCUUUUUUUAAUUGGCAUAAUAAUAAAUUAUAUUACAAGCAGAUUUUUUAUUAAUAAGCAUUUUCCAUUAGACAGACAUCUGAAAGAUGUAUUCAUUGUAAUGUAACUUUUCGAGUUGAAACCGUUCCUAUUUUUAUCACACCAUUUGCUGUAGCUCUUUGAACAAAAUGCUUAGCAGUUUCAUUCAGUUUUUAGCUCAUCUGAUUUUUUGGAAAAAAAUGAUGAGUUAUUGUCAUCACUUGAUCGGUGUCGGCGUUUCCUGGUUAAGUUUUAUGUUUAGGUCAGCUUUUCUCCUAAACUAUCAAAGGUAUUGCUUUGAAACUUGCAACACUUGUUAACCAUCAAUAGCUGACCCUGUACAGCAAGAAACAUAACUCUAUCCUGCUUUUAAAGAAUUAUUGCCUGUUUUGGACUUAGAAAAUCCGAUUUCUUGGUUAAGUUUUAUGUUUAGGUCAGCUUUUCUCAUAAACUAUCAAAGCUAUUGCUUUGAAACUUGCAACAGUUGUUCACCAUCAUAAACUGACCCUGUACAUCAAGAAACAUUACUCCAUCCUGCUUUUUUGCAAGAAUUAUGGUUCUUUUUGGACUUAGAAAAUCAUGGGUAGGACAAUAUUUCUAUUAUACAAAAAAAUCAGAUGAGCGUCAGCACACACAAGGCGGUGCUCUUGUUUAGUUCUGUUUUGUGCAAAAUAAAGUCUGUAAAGUAAGGGAAUUAUUGUAUUUCAGUUGCUGUUUACAUAAAACUUUAUAUGAAAGUUUGCAUAAAGUUAGGACAAUAUUGAUCAACAAUAAUUACGUUAAACAUGAAGUGUUACAUUUGAAGUAUAUACAUUUUAUAAAAAGUUUAGUAAAAGAAAUGUUAUUUUGAUAUUAAAAGGUAUCAUGUUAAUCUUUGAUUUAUAUGGAAUUUAGAAAUUUUUAAAGAUGUUAAUAUUAAAAAUACAGUUGAUUAUUUUAACAUUGAAUCCAGUUGUGUAUACUGUGUUAUGAUUUUAUAUUAUUAUUAUCUUCCAGUGACUGAAUUGAAACCAAUAGCAACUCAUCCAACAUAAACAGCAGCUAUUGUCCUUGUUUUAUAAAAGUGUUUUUUUCUGCAUAAUAAGUGAUGUUGUUUCGUCUUCCAAAUGUUGUUAUGUUUAGUUAAUUAUGUAUUCUUAUAAUAUUUCAAGUGCCAUUUUCUAACUUGUUUACAUUAUUUCUACAAACAUUUGAUUACAGUAACCUUUAGCCUGUGGGCAGACAGUGAUUUUGCCUUUGCCACCAGUGCAGACCAAGAUCAGCCUCUGUGCAGGUUGAUCAUGGUCUGCACUGUUCGCUAUUAAGUCAGUAAUUCUUCAGUGAUCACCCCUUCGAAUAAUAAAUGACACGGCCCAAAUUGAAUGAUAGACCAGUUCAUUUUAGAAAUUUAUCAGGCUAAGGGUUUUACAUUCAAUUUUAAUUUUUAUAACCAAGUUCAGUAUCUGGAGAACUACUCAGUGAACACAAAGUUUUAUACUUGUUCAAGUCCUGUACUAAUACAGCCUGUAUCUGUUGAGGCAGGUAAGAUAAAUUAUCAAAAUUAUAUUUUGCAUUUGCUUUCCUCAUUGUUUUGAAAACUGUUAAAAGUCUUUCUGAAUAUAUUUUCUGUUACGUUUUACGUUUUAUUUUUCUUUCAAACCCAGUUUGCAUACGAAGCUUCAAGAAGUGCUAGAAGUGGUAUUAGUUUAACCCUUACCAUGCUGGACACGUUGAUUCUGCCUUUGCGACCAAUGUAGAUCAUGAUCAGCCUGCACAUCUGAUCAUGAUCUGCACUGUUCACUGUUCAGCCAGUAUCUUUUUGAAGCAUCCCUUGUAACAGUUGAUGGUACUGUCCAAAUUGGAAGAUGGACAAGUUCAUUAUAGAAAUUUAGCAAGGUAAGGGUUAAAUUACAGCACAUUUUAUUCAGUUUGCUAGAAACUACAUUUUAUAUCUAGAAAUCUUUGCACACUGGGAUUGUGAGUUAAGGGACAAGUCUGUAAAGUCCAAAGAAUCUGACUGGUUUAUUACAAGAUCUUUUAAUUGACCAAAGAAUGUAGCCUCCAAAUGCAAGUUUUAUAAUCUAUGGGCCAGAAAUGACAAGUUUUACAUGUAUUCAUCUUUCUGUACCCUGCAAGCUUGACUUGUAUAUUUUGCAGGUGGAAAACAUUGGAGCAUUUUAACCUUGCAAGUUUUAUAUAUAAAAAAAAAAAGCUACAUGACCUGUGUGAAUCUGAUGUAGACAUUUUAUUUUUUUAUGUACUUUGUUUUUGACUUAUCCCUGUCUCUGUGAUACUUGAAUGUUAUUGUUUUUUUGCUUAAUGAAACUCUAUUUGUUAUGAUUCCUUUAAUAUCUGUGAAUUAUGUAAGAAAAUGUCUUGGACUGGAAUUUGUUUAUCCUAUUUUAUAGGUAGUUUCAUUCUUUUUGUUGAAGGAUUGUAUGGCUUUAUUAUAUAACUUGGUAAUGAUGCUUUGCCAUUGCUGUUGCUACUUAACCUUUAGCAUGCUAGGUAAAUUGUCGUCUGCUGGAAAUGUCGUCUGCUAAAAUUGGUAAGUUCAUUCAAUUUGCUCCAAAAUUGGAAGAAAUAUUGUCAGAGUAGCAAACAGCUUGGAACCUGAUCAGACGCCGAUUUAAUCGGCGUCUGAUCUGGUUCCAAGCUGUUUGCAAAGGCUGUUAAAUUCGCCCGCAGCAGGCUAAGGGUUAAUUUAGUUCAUUAGAAAAUUUUUGAUCUUUUAUAAUUAUGAACUUUGACCUUUUCGAAAUUGGUUUUAGAUUUGUUACUUUAGCAUAUCCAGUGGUCAUUUAAUGAUGAUUUUUAUAUUUUCAGGCUUUUAUUUUUUGUGUAAGGUAUUGUUAACUUUCUGAGGGGCUUACAUUCCUAGGGAAGGAAGUUUAUUUGGCAAUUAAUUAUAAACAACCAGACCUGUCAUAUAUUUUAAAACUAAUUAAUACAUCAUAAUUAUGUAACAUGGUAGCCUGAAUAAAUCCGAAUUUCAUCAUGAAGUAUUGGUCUUAUUUGAACAUGUAAACAUGUAAUAAACAGAAGAUUCGUUGAUCUUCACCAAUUAGCAUAUAUAAAAAGAACAUUUGUUUGUUUUCAGUGAGAUAUCGAAAUAUAUAUUCACCGAUAAGGGAGAUAACCUGAUAUUUUCACUCAGGCUCCGUCUUCGUGAAAAUAUUCAAUUGUCUCCCUUAUCGGUGAAGAUAUAUUUUGAUAUCACACUGCAAACAAACAAAUAUCCUCUAUAUGUAUAAUAAAAACUUUUGCAAGUGUGGGCUAUACAGCUUUAUUUUGUGUGUUGUCUCUAGCAUAUAUUGCUGAACAACAACUUUAUUUUUUUCUGCUAGAAUGACAUGUUAAUUUUGAAAACUAUUAAAUAUUUGAUUUAGUUAUAUAAGAAACAUUCCGUAAGUAGUAGAAUGUCCAGAAAUAUUCUUUAAAGCUUAACCAUUGUUAUAAUAUAGACAGAUUUCUUGAAAGCACAGUUUAAAUUAAAUCAUGAACAUUAUUAUUUGUCUCGACUAGUGGUACAAAAUAGAUGCUUACUAACUGGCUAGCCGGUAUUUACUUUAGACCAUCAAAAUUUUGUGUUGAGCUAUAGACCAGUCAAUAGUACAAAGUAUAUACUGACAAUCUAUAUAAGGAGUCGUGUAAUAACUUUUGGUCUUUACUUGUAAGCAAAAAAGCUGCUCUAUUGACACAAGUGUGCAGUAUGGAUUUUUUAUUUUUAAACUGUUUAAAACAGAGAUGCAAUAUAUUAAUACAUCCUGGAACAAGCUUAACACUUUACUGAACAUUCCUCGCUUCCUGCUAAGCUGUUUGGAAAAUUGUAGAGAAAAGUUAAGAAUGACUUGUGUAAAGUUUUAAUAAAUAAUACAGAAAUAUAAUAAAAAAUAUACAAAAAAUGUUAAUAAAUCUUCAUUAAAUAUCACAAUACAAAUUCUUUGUCAUAAAAUAAUAAACAACAGAAAGACACAUAAACCAAACUUGGUAAACAAAAAACAAAAUUUUGAGCAGCACCAUGAGAAAACCAACAUAGUGGCUUUGCGACCAGCAUGGAUCCAGACCAGCCUGCGAUCCGCGCAGUCUGGUCAGGAUCCAUACUGUUCGCCAAUGGUUUCUCUAAUUACAAUAGGCUUUGAAAGCGAACAGCAUGGGUGCUGACCAGACUGCGCGGAUCGAAGGCUGGUCUGGAUCCAUGCUGGUCGAAACGCACUAUGUUGGUUUUCUCAUGGCAUGGCUCAAAUAGAUACAAAACAUAAGUUGUACAAUGUCGCUGUAAACAUGUUCUUCCAUACACAAACACUUGAUCAUUGAUUAUAUGCCAAACAUGCAGGUUUGACAAGUUAAGGCUUUUACAUCAGCAAAAGAGGGGGACUCAUUUCACAUAUUUUUGAAAAUGACAAAUUGCUAAUACAGUCAGAAAAAUCUUACUUGAUCCUUAGUUUGGUGGAAACAAGAAAAUACAGAAAUGCGAAUCUGCCAUGUAUUGCAACAUACUUGCUAGUGUAAACAGAUUGAAAUGAAAUUACAAUUUUAUGAAAUUAACUAUCAUCUCAACUUUUUUUCUGGUUUACACUAAUUACUGAGGCAUUAAAAAUGAUGGACUGACAUUUUUUGAAACUCUGGUUUUUUUUGCAUGAAAAAAGAAGAAGACUUUUUAAAGGUUUCUCACUUUGAAGGAAACCACCAUAAUCUUACAGGAAUAUAAUUAUGCAUGGCAUGCUUUAUAAUCUUUUUCAGAGAUAUUUUUAUGAAAUAUACCAAGUUUCAGAGUAAUCAAGACAGUUCUAUCUAUUUUGUGUAUAUACAUUUUAUGUAUAUGUUGUUAUGCAGUAGAUCUAACUCACAAAUCUAUUACAAAUGAUACAAUAAACCAUACUAAAAUGAA
Messenger RNA from Mercenaria mercenaria, 12213 nucleotides. RefSeq names its product dedicator of cytokinesis protein 3-like. The transcript has 58 exons. The record is from RefSeq and is a predicted model, not a curated record. Gene Ontology annotation, biological process: small GTPase-mediated signal transduction. Gene Ontology annotation, cellular component: plasma membrane; cytoplasm. Gene Ontology annotation, molecular function: guanyl-nucleotide exchange factor activity; small GTPase binding. The coding region runs from base 105 to 6569 and encodes 2154 amino acids. NCBI's taxonomy places the organism in Eukaryota, Metazoa, Mollusca, Bivalvia, Venerida, Veneridae.